AUGGGUAGCUGCUGCUGCUGCUGCGUUUUUUUUCUUCUUCUUCUUUUUCUUCUUCUUCUUCUUUCACUAUUUCUUCUUCUUUCUCUAUUUUUCUUCUGUCUCUAUUUCAUUUUCUUCUCUUUUUCCUCUUCUUCUUUUUCCUCUCUUUCUUCUUUUUCUUGCUCUAUUUCUUCGUCUUUCACUAUUUCUUCUUUUUCUAUAUUUUCUUCCGCGUUCUCUCUUCCAUCUUCUUCAUCGAUUUCUUUUACUUUCUUCUUCUUUUUGUCUUUUCUUCUUUUUUUUCUUUCUUUUUCUUCUUCUUCUUCCUUUCUUCUUUUCUUUUCUCUUGCUUUUUUUCUUUCUUCUUCUUCUUCCUUUCUUUCUUCUCUUUUCCUUCUUCUUUCUCUCUUUCUCAAUUUCUUCCGUUUUUUCUGUUUUUCGUCUUCUUUCUUUCUUCUUUUUCCUUCUUCAUCUUCUUCAUUUCUAUUUUUUUUUCUUCCUUUCUAUUUUUCUUUCUAUAUUUCUUUCCUCUUUCUCUAUUUCUUUCUCCUCAUCUCCUCUUCGUUCUUUUUUCGUCUUCUUUUCUUUUCUUUCUUUCUUUCUUUCUUCUUCAUCUUCUUCUUUUCCUUAUAUCAUCUUCUUCUUUAUCUAUUUUUUCUUCUUUUCCUAUUUUUCUUUCUAUAUUUCUUAAUCCUCUUCCGUCUCUAUUUCUUCUUCUCCCUCAUCUACUACCUUUUCUUUUUUCUUUUUUUCUUUCUUUCUUUCUUUCUUUCUUUUCUUUUCCUUUCUUCUUUUCUUCUUCUUCUUUCUAUAUUUCUUUUCUUCGUCUUUCUUUUCUUCCUCUUUAUUGAUCCCUCAUCUUUAUACCUUUUCUUUUUUUUUUUUCUUUCUUUCUUUUCUUUCUUUCUUUCUUUUCUUUUCUUCUUCUUCUUUUCUUUCCUUUUUUCUUCUUAUCUUCUUCUUUUCCUUCUAUCAUCCUUCUUCUUUUUUCUUUUUCUAUUUUUCUUCUUCUUUUUCCUAUUUUUCUUUCUAUAUUUUCUUAAUCCUCUUCCUUCUCUUUUCUUUGUCUUUCUCCCUUCCCUCUAUUACCUUUUUUCUUUUUUUAUCUUUCAUUUCUUUCUUUCUUUUUCUUUCUUGCUUCUUCUUCUUUCCCCCUUUUCUUCUUCUCUUCAUUCUUUAUUUUUUAUUUCCUUCUUCUUCUUUUUUUCUUUCUUUUCUUUCUUCUUCUAUUUCUUCUUUUUCCUUUCUUGCUUCUCAUAUUGA
This is a messenger RNA of Acanthosepion pharaonis, 1242 nucleotides long. NCBI's taxonomy places the organism in Eukaryota, Metazoa, Mollusca, Cephalopoda, Sepiida, Sepiidae. The record is from the annotation of a GenBank genome assembly.